GGGAGAUAAACUCAGAAAUGGAAUCAAAUCUGAUAAAAUAAUUGAUUCUAGACGAAUGUACUCGUGGUGGUGGGAUAGCCAUAUUAGCCCCAAAAAUUCAAGAUGGCUCCAAGAAAAUCUCACAGAUAUGGAUGGCAAAGUGAAAUCGAUGAUCAAGCUCAUAGAAGCGGAUGCGGACUCAUUCGCAAGGCGGGCCGAAAUGUACUACAAGAAACGGCCCGAGUUGAUGAAGUUUGUGGAGGAGUUCUACCGAGCUUACCGUGCACUAGCAGAAAGGUACAACCACGCCACGGGUGAACUUCGCCAAGCCCAUCGAACCAUAUCGGAGGCAUUUCCCGAAGAAGUACCUUUCGAACUCGGUGAUGACUCGCCUUCGAAAAUUGAGCCUCUCACACUAGAAAUAAAAAGACGCGUGCAUGCAUUGUUCGAUGCUGACGAAUUGCUUCAAGAUUCCGAUGUAGGGUUGAAAAAACGGGGUUUGAAGCAAUUGCACGAAAUGCUCCAAAGUUUAAAUUUUUCCGACAAAGGAAAAAACGGGAGUAAUGAAGUUGAAGGGCUAAAGAAAGCCCUUUUGGAUAUCGAAGCUGAAAAGGAAGAUGUGCUACUCCAGUACCAACAAUGUCUUGUAAAGCUCUGUAAAAUCGAGGGAGAGAUAAAUGAGGCACAAGAAAAAUCGGGAAGGGCUGAAAUCGAAGCCCAAGCUUUGAAGGAAGCUCUCAUUCAAUCAGAGGCUGAAAAGAAUGCUGGACUGGUCAAACAGAAAGAGUAUUUGGAGAGGAUAUCUGAUCUCGAGGCUAUGGUUUCGAAAUUCCAAGAAGAUACGAAGGGGCUCGACGAAAAAGCAUUCGAAGCAGAAAGUGAAUCUCGAACCCUAAAAGAUAAAAUGUCGGGAUUAGAGCUCGAAAAGGAGACGGUGAUGCAAAAGUACAAACAGUGCCUCGAAAAAAUAUCGGAGUUGGAGAACAAAAUCUCUAUAAUCGAAAAUGAGGUCAGCCUUCUUAAGAAACGAGCCGAGAGAGCUGAAGCUGAAGUUUCUGAACUGAAAAGGGCGUUUGCUGAUCUGAACAAGGAGAAAGAAGCUUCGGCCCUACAGUACAAAUGCUGCCUGGAAAUUAUAUCCAAGCUCGAGAAAGAUAUAUCAUGCUUGAACGAUAAAGUCUCGAUUGGAAGUGCGAAGCUCAAGACUACCGAAGAGAAGUGUGCUCUGUUCGAGAAGUCGAAUCAAUCACUGCGAGUCGAAGCGGAUAAUCUUGUGAAAAAGAGUGCUGCGAAAGAUCAAGAACUCUCAAAAAAGCAGGGCGAAUUGGAGAGUCUUAAAGUGCGUUUAAAGGACGAGCAUUUACGUCACGAAAAAGUCGAAGCCACUCUCGAGACUCUGCAAAAUUCGCACUCUAAAUCUCGAGAUGAUCCAAUGGCUCUGCGCUUGCUCAAAAAUGUAGUUCAAAAGCUGAAAGAAACUGAAGCUAGCAAAAAUUGCUUGGAAGAAGAGAUUCGGCAGGUUAGAGAUGAAAACGAUAGUUUGAGCCAAACGAACUCUUCUAUGGAGAGUAUGCAGAAUGAAAUCUUUAGUUUGAGGGAGAUUAAGGAAAGGCUCGAAACGGAAGUUUCGCACCACAUUGGGAUAGCUAUUUCUCUUCAAAGGGAAAUUUCGAAUUUGAAAGAAGAAAUCGAAGGGUUGAAUAGGCACUAUCGGGAUUUAGUGGAGCAAGUGGAAGAAGCAGGUCUCGACCCCACGUGUGUGUUGAUUUCGAUUAAGUGCUUGCACGAGGAGAAUUCGAAGCUGAGGCAACUAUGCGAAAAUGGCAGAAACGAGGAAGCAAUCAUGUCGAAGAAGCUAGAGAAUAUUGAAGACGCAUUGUUGACCAUGACCGAGAAUAUGCAGAGUUUAGUGGGAAGAAACGCCGUUUUGGAGAAUUCACUAUCCACCGCCAAAAUCGAACUCAAAGGUUUGAGGCAAAAAUCGAAAAGGUUAGAGGAGAUUUGCGAAUUGCUCAAGAACGAAAGAUCGUGUCUUUUGACCGAAAGGGGCAGUUUAGUUUCGAAGCUGGAAAAUGUGGAGAGAAGGCUGAAGAUUUUGGAGAAAAAAUUUAUGGGGUUGGAAGAAAAAUACACUGAUUUAGAGAAAGAGAAAGAAGCCAUGCACGAUCAAGUCGAAAAGCUCAAGGUUUCGUUGGAUGAGGAAAAUCAAGAACGGACAAGCUCUCAGAUUUUGAGCGAAACCCGAUUGGCCGGGCUCGAAAAUCAAAUCAAUCUCCUUGAAGAAGAGAACACGUGUAAGAAAAAAGAAACAGAGCAAGAACUCGAUAAAGCUUUGAAAGCGCAGUUCGAAAUAUCCAUCUUGCAUAAAUUUAUAAAAGAUAUGGAAGAGAAGAACUACUCUCUCAUUAUUGAGUGUCAAAAACACGUCGAGGCAUCGAAAUUAGCGGAGAAAUUGAUAUCCGAACUGGAGGGUGAAAGUCUUGAGCAGCAAGUUGAAUCUGAGCUCCUAUUGGAUGAAAUCGAGAGGCUGAGAUUGGGAAUAUAUCGAAUUUUCAGGGGAUUGGGAAUUGCUCCUGAGGAAAAGGUUGUCGAAAACGAACAAACUUUCUUGCAUUGCAUUCUUGAAAGUAUUGAAGAUAUGAAGUGUUCUCUUUCGGAAUACGAGGAUGAAAAGCAAGAGCUCUUGGUUGAAAACUCGGUUCUUUUAACUCUUCUCGAACAGUUGGAGUCAAAAGGCGUCGAAAUCGAGACGCAGAAAAUACACUUGGAGCAAGAGUCGAAACUCAUGGCUGAGAAGCUUAGUGCUGUCGAACACGAAAAAAAUGAACUUGUGGAAAUAAAUAGGAAAUUGAAGUCGGAUGCGAGUGAAGGUCGUGAAGAAGCUGCUGUACUCGAGGCUGAAUUCGGGAGUCUUUGUGUCAAACAAGCUAACUUGCAGAAGGCGUAUAAUGCAUUACAGGCAGUUUACUUGAAAGUGAAUCAAGAAAAUACGUAUUUGUUGAAGAAGUUUUCGGAUCUGAAAGAUGAGAAAUACGAGUUAGAUCGGUAUAACGAGGAUGCAAUUCUUGAAUUUUUAUCAUCUGCUAAUGUAUCUGAAGUCUUGAGGAGUUUCGGGAAAGAGAAAACCGAAGAAGUGAAAUUACUUCUCGCAGAUCUGAACCGACAAAAUGAGGUCAAUGUUAGCCUCGAAAAGGAAAUGAGUGUGUUGAUAGGGAAGCUUGAGUUGCAAAAGGCGGAAAAUUUAGCCCUGAAAGAUGCCGUUUUUAGCUUGGAAAUCGAAACGAGAUGAGGCGAGAUAAAUGCAAAAAUGAGGCGUUAAAUCGCGCAAAAUGAGUCGUUAAUCGAACAAAAAACGAGGCGUUAAAUCGCGCGAAAAUGAGUCGUUAAAUCUAAACGAGAUGAGGCGAGAUAAAUGCAAAAAUGAAGCGUUAAAUCGCACGAAAAUGAGUCGUUAAAUCGAAACGAGAUGAGGCGAGAUAAAUGCAAAAACGAGGCGUUAAAUCGCACGAAAAUGAGUCGUUAAAUCAAAACAAAAUGAGGCGAGAUAAAUGCAAAAAUGAAGCGUUAAAUCG
Erythranthe guttata (spotted monkey flower) is the source of this 3551-nucleotide messenger RNA. The record is from RefSeq and is a predicted model, not a curated record. Lineage: Eukaryota; Viridiplantae; Streptophyta; Magnoliopsida; Lamiales; Phrymaceae.